UGCUGCCUGUAUUCGACCCACUUCUUUUUGCCGUACUUUAAUUUUCCUUUUUCUUUCUCUUUCUCUUUCUCUUUCUCUUUCCCUCUCUCUUCUUCCCGGAAUAUCAAAAAAAGCCUUUGCAAAUGCAAAGGUAGUUUGCGCGUUUGUUGGGGGUGUGUUAGUUUUACUACCUACUCAGUCGCUGCCUCUUUUAACUAAACACCCCAAUUCACUCAUCUGGUAAUUUCUCUCUCCUCCAAAUCCUAUAACCUCUUUACUAUACUGGAAAUUUAGCGUUUUCAGAUCAGGCUUGCUGGUAAGAAAACCAUGGCUACUGAUACAACAGUCCUUAGUUAUUGGUUGAAUUGGAGGUUUCUUCUUUGUGCGAUAUAUAUCUUGGGUGUCAUGGUGUUUGGUUGUUUUGUUAUAUGGAAAUAUGAAGGCAAAAAGAAAUUGGACAACGAGAGGAGAGAACGCGGUAUUAUACCAGUUGGAGUUUUAUACAAGGAUGAAGUUUGGAAAACAUGCCUGAAAAGCAUUCACCCUUCCUUUCUGCUUGCUUUUAGGAUAUUAGCGUUUGUUCUGAUGUUGGGAAUUAUCAUUGGUAAUACUAUCCAUGAUGGACCUGGCAUCUUUUUCUUCUACACUCAGUGGACUUUUACGCUGACCACCACAUACUUCGGGCUUGCAUCUGCACUUUCUCUUUAUGGAUGCUGGCAUGCUGGUGGUGGUGUUGAUGCAGAGCAAGGAUCUUAUGUUGCUCCAAAGCUCGAAGGUAGUGCGAACACACCUUUUUUAAAAAGCUUGAAUAAUCGAGAAGAAGUUUAUGUUCACAACAUUGCAGGUCGUAUGGGUUAUCUUCUCCAAAUCAUGUACCAGGUAACUGCAGGUGCUGUGCUGCUUACAGAUGUUGUAUUUUGGCUCGUAAUUUACCCAUUUCUAACUUCCAAGUAUUAUAGACUUGCUUUUUUUGAUGUUAGCAUGCAUUCUGUCAACAUUCUGAUUCUUGGGGACACAAUCUUAAAUUGCAUGAGAUUUCCCGUCUUCCGGAUUUCAUAUUUUAUAUUGUGGACUGGAGUAUUUGUAAUAUGCCAAUGGAUAAUCCAUGCUUGUGUUUCCCUAAGUUGGCCGUACCCAUUCAUGGACUUGUCACCUCCGACUGCUCCGUUAUGGUAUGCGGCAGUGGGCGUGAUGCACAUCCCAUGCUUUGGUGCCUUUGCUCUGAUAGUCAAAUUAAAGCACCUAUGGCUUUCAAGAUCGUUUUCAGAAUCCUAUCAGGGUUUAAGGUGAAAAGAACUCGCUCUCUCAAGAAAAUAUAUAUACCGCCUUUACUUUUAGAGAACCGAUUACACAUUUUUCCUCAAAUCAGCCUGUGAGCGUGAGAUGGAUAGUAUCGGAAUUUGAUUUCUCCAUCCUCCACAGGUUAUAUCAUUCAUGAUAGUGUCAUUGAUUUAUUUUUACUCUCCCUGUAAAGCCAAGUAUAUUUCGAAACUGGUCAUAUACUCAUAUGUAUCAGUCCAUAAUUUUAAUGAAGUAUCACAGUUCACAA
This is a messenger RNA of Spinacia oleracea (spinach), 1528 nucleotides long. RefSeq lists its product as uncharacterized. Gene Ontology annotation, cellular component: membrane. The coding region runs from base 307 to 1269 and encodes 320 amino acids. The transcript has 9 exons. Lineage: Eukaryota; Viridiplantae; Streptophyta; Magnoliopsida; Caryophyllales; Amaranthaceae. The record is from RefSeq and is a predicted model, not a curated record.